CUAUAAAAGUAACGAACCGGCACAAUUUCCAUCAAUUUCUUCACUCAGAAGCUUUCGUUUUGAAAGAGUGCUGGGCUUGAUUGAAAUUUCGCAGAAGAUUGGCUCGAGAUUCAAAGUCUCUGUCGGCAUGGCGAUCCGGUACUCCUUGCUCCUUUGGGUCAUGUGUCUCCUCGCUGUUCACCAAGCAGUUGCUGAGGAAAAAAAACAUGCUGUUCUCAGUGACACUGAUUGGAAACCUUAUGGAUCUCGCGAGUUCAAAUUCUUUGGCAUUAAAACUACAUGGGACGAGGCUGAGAAAACCUGCGUGCGGAACAACGCACAUCUGGCUUCGGUGCAUGAUGAGAGCGAAGACGAUUUCAUUAAGCGUCUGAUUCACGCUCACGCUAGUCAGGAUGUUCCUACGUGGCUCGGAGGCUACAAUAGUAAGACUGCUCGUGAUCGCUGGUACUGGACUGAUGGCUCUCAUUUUGACUACGCUGACUGGGCCCCAGGUGAGCCGAAUGGCUCCGGACGCUGUCUGCAGACCAACUUCCAGGGAGCCUGGGAUGAUCUGGUUUGCUCUUAUAACCGUCAUUUUGUCUGUGCUCGAAAGGCCAAAACCGGUGAUUCAAAGGCCUGAUCUGAACUGAACUGCUCCUUCCCUUUUGCGUGUGCCAGAAAGCUCAUAGAAUGAUCAACCCUUCAGCCUUGAGAGGCUCAGAUAUUAAAGAUAGAAGAAUGUUAUUGUGAUCAUGUGUUUUCAGUUUCUAUUUAAUCUAAAAACCAAGAUCCAAUUACUUUACAGCAUUGAAAUAUGUGUGUGUGUGUGUGCGCGCAAGGGGAUGUGAUUGAUAUCAAAUAAAUUCAGCACUGCAUAA
Messenger RNA from Colossoma macropomum (tambaqui), 857 nucleotides. RefSeq names its product galactose-specific lectin nattectin-like. Gene Ontology annotation, molecular function: signaling receptor activity. The coding region runs from base 128 to 619 and encodes 163 amino acids. The record is from RefSeq and is a predicted model, not a curated record. NCBI's taxonomy places the organism in Eukaryota, Metazoa, Chordata, Actinopteri, Characiformes, Serrasalmidae. The transcript has 7 exons.